AUGGAAGAAGAGAAGAAAAUUCUACCGGAGAUUGAAGAAGAGGAAGAUAUAAUUCUCUUGAGUGAAGGAAGCGAAGAAGAGACGGAGACUGAGACAAAAGAUGGUGUAGAGGAAGAAGAAGACGGAGAUAACGAUGACGACGAAGAUGACGACGAUGACGACGACGACGACGACGAAGAUGAAGAGGAAGUAGAUGAUGAUGAUGAAGUGCAGGUUUUGCACUCAACUAGUGGACCGCCGGUUCAUUCAGCUGAUGAUGAGGAAGACGAUGAAGAUGACGACGAUGACGACGAGGAUGAUGACGGUGACGGAGACGAUGACGACGAUGACGACGACGACGAUGACGAGAAUAACGACGACGACGAGGACUGUGGAGAAGAGGAUCUAGGAACCGAAUACCUCGUCCGGCCAGUUGGUCGUCCUGAAGACGAGGAAGAUGCCAGUGAUUUCGAACCAGUAGAGAACGGUGAUGAUGAAGAAAUCAAUGAAGAGGAAGACGAUGAAGAUGACGAGGGUGCCGGAAAGGUUGAGGCUCCACCUAAAAGGAAAAGAACAGAUAGGGAUGAUUCAGACGACGACGAUGAUGAUGGUGGAGAGGAUGAUGAGAGACCAUCCAAGCGAUAGGGCUGGGCCCCGUCUUGGUUUGAGGACUGACCAUUGACAUAUAGGUCAAUCUCUCUACCUCUAUCUUAAAUCCAUCUCCUUUCUGUAGAAAGAAGGAUAGGAUGAUUGUGUUUUUCGAUCCUGUAUU
This is a messenger RNA of Pistacia vera, 751 nucleotides long. RefSeq names its product prostatic spermine-binding protein-like. The coding region runs from base 1 to 624 and encodes 207 amino acids. The record is from RefSeq and is a predicted model, not a curated record. The transcript has 2 exons. NCBI's taxonomy places the organism in Eukaryota, Viridiplantae, Streptophyta, Magnoliopsida, Sapindales, Anacardiaceae.